CAACAACAGCUAAAGCAAAACGAAGCAAGCAUCGCGGCGUCGGGGAUUCUUCGUGAUAUUGCGAGGAUGCGAGUGUGAGCGCAGCGGAGCGGCAUCGCAAGAGUGUCUUGCCUGCUGCUGUUGCUGUUGUUGAGAUUUGCAGCUCGGUAGUUUCCUUCCGCUGGUGCUGGUGCUGCUGUUUGUGCCGAAUUGUUUGGAGACAGGUUUUUGUUGUAAGCCAUGGGGUUGUGUAGCGGAGCCAUAAGCUCCGCUUGCUACCCUCCUCCUGCCCUACCCGCCCUGCACCAUCGUUCCCAUCGCCACCCCGCUACUAUUCCCUUGGUUUGUAGUUGGAGUGCCAAUGGCCCCUUGGAACGGGGUUUUAUUUUUGGAACACAGUUGAGACUGGGUAACCACUCCCAAUUUCAACAAACAGGCGCAUCUAUUCGAGGGAAAUAUGCGUCAAGAACAACUACAGCUGCCUUUGACCCAGAGUUACAUUCCGUGCUGGUGUUAGCUAGUGAUGCUGAGCUUUACGAGCUGUCCAACAUACUAUAUGGCCAAAGCCCUUUGAGUCCUCUUCUCAAGUCAAUGGCCCCUGGAGAUGGUUCUAAUAGAGGCACCAUUGCAGAGGCAAUCCAUGAACAGGAAUACGGAGGUCGAGAUGCUCUUCUAGAGAGGCUAGAAUCCAGAUUCAUGUUCUUGGCAGCGGAUGCUAAAGCCACUAUUAGUGGGCGAAGACCAACUUAUCGGGAUGUUCUCUUAAGGGUUCGUUCAAAGCUUAAUGUUCCCUGUUCUGUGAAGCUGUCUACGGAGGACCUGGAGGCUGAAAUCUUUCUGCAUUUGCUUCAGGACUACUCCAGUCAACCUAAAAAGCGGCAACAAACAAAGCGAAGAGGAGUCCCGUAUUUGGAUGCCGUUGAAAAAGCUAAGGGGAGUCGUUUCCGGGAUAACAUUUCAUCAGCUAUUCGUCUAGGAAGUGAAGAGUUGCUUACAACCUUACUCAAGGGAAGCAGUGCAGUUACAGUUUCCACCCUUCAAGGAAUUAUUACAAAGCAACUUUCUGGUAAAGUACUAGUGGAAACUGCUCGUUAUCAACUUGCAAAGGAGGCUUUAGUGAAGGGUGGUCAAGCUGUUGCUGCCAAAUUGGAAAGUCAAGUAGCAGUUUUGGCAGCUAGACAGACACUUGCAGGUGCAGCAGCCCGCUACAUGACUCUACGGAGCACCAUGAUGGUCUUGGGACCUUUGUUGUGGGGUACUUUUCUAGCUGACAUGCUAAUCAGGUCCAUUGGAACUGAUUACGCAAGAGUCGUUCGUGCCAUCUACGCAUUUGCCCAGAUAAGGUUGUCACGAACAUAUGGGUGGACGCGUGUGGAAACGCUUUGACACAUCUUAGUGAAGUUCAAAUAUCCUAAAGCACGUGUACAUAUUCUGUAAUAGUAGUUAGAAUUUGUUAGCGUUUAAGACGCUGUAGAGGAAGCAAACUGACCUUCAAAUGAAGCACUCUUGUAGGAGAUAGCAACUCGUCACCAAAAAGAAAAAGUUGCUUUAAUCCUAGGCGUUAUGACAUUGGGGUUCCUGGAUUAGAUUGGAUUUGGGAGUGGUUUAUUACAAUCUGAAAUACCAAUGCUGGGACUUCGUAUCUUCAGUACAACCUUAGUGCACGAAGGUUGUACUCAAGGAUCAUUUGCAGCUGAAAAUAAAAUUAACGCCGGAGAUCUAGAUCUUACACAUCCUUGAGA
This is a messenger RNA of Physcomitrium patens, 1721 nucleotides long. RefSeq lists its product as uncharacterized. The record is from RefSeq and is a predicted model, not a curated record. NCBI's taxonomy places the organism in Eukaryota, Viridiplantae, Streptophyta, Bryopsida, Funariales, Funariaceae.